CCAACGGCCCGUCCGAUCUGCGGCCGUUCUAUCGCCCGCCGUACUCCCCAGUAUCAGGCGUUUGCCGGUCACACACAGCCCUUUGGAUUCAAGGCUGUCUCGGAGGUGAUCAGCUCGGAGAAGGUGAAUGAGCGUCUCGAACGUGCCACUGUCAGGGAAAGUGUCAUCCUCUUUUGCAAAAUGUACAGAACCAAAGUGGGUUUGAAGGACCGCCAGCAGCUCUACAAGCUGAUCAUUAGCCAGCUGCUGUACGACGGCUAUAUUAGCAUCGCCAAUGGCCUCAUCAACGAGAUCAAGCCCCAGUCGGUGUGCGCGCCCUCAGAGCAGCUCCUGCAUCUCAUCAAGCUAGGGAUGGAGAACGAUGACACCGCAGUGCAGUAUGCCAUUGGUCGCUCUGACACGGUUGCCCCUGGCACGGGGAUUGACCUGGAGUUUGAUGCAGAUGUCCAAACAAUGUCACCCGAGGCUUCCGAGUAUGAAACCUGUUAUGUCACUUCCCACAAAGGCCCAUGCCGCGUGGCCACCUAUAGCAGAGACGGGCAGUUAAUAGCCACAGGAUCUGCUGAUGCUUCCAUAAAGAUACUGGACACAGAGAGAAUGUUGGCCAAAAGUGCCAUGCCAAUCGAGGUCAUGAUGAAUGAGACUGCGCAGCAGAAUAUGGAGAACCACCCGGUGAUUCGAACUCUUUACGACCAUGUGGAUGAAGUCACAUGUCUUGCUUUUCACCCAACAGAACAGAUCCUAGCCUCAGGCUCAAGGGAUUAUACUCUAAAAUUGUUUGAUUAUUCCAAACCGUCUGCAAAAAGAGCCUUCAAGUAUAUCCAGGAAGCUGAGAUGUUGCGCUCCAUCUCUUUCCAUCCUUCUGGAGACUUCAUCCUCGUUGGAACUCAGCAUCCCACGCUUCGCCUCUAUGACAUCAACACCUUCCAGUGUUUUGUCUCUUGCAAUCCCCAAGACCAGCAUACCGACGCUAUCUGUUCCGUUAACUAUAACCCCAGUGCCAACAUGUACGUCACUGGCAGCAAGGACGGCUGCAUCAAGCUGUGGGACGGCGUCUCCAAUCGCUGCAUCACAACCUUCGAGAAAGCUCACGAUGGGGCCGAAGUCUGCUCUGCCAUUUUCUCCAAGAAUUCCAAGUACAUCCUCUCAAGUGGAAAAGACUCUGUAGCUAAACUCUGGGAAAUCUCCACAGGGCGGACACUGGUGAGGUACACAGGCGCAGGUCUGAGUGGACGGCAAGUGCACCGGACACAGGCUGUGUUCAACCACACCGAGGACUAUAUUUUGCUGCCGGAUGAAAGGACCAUCAGCCUGUGCUGCUGGGACUCUAGGACAGCUGAGCGCAGGAACCUGCUGUCCCUGGGCCACAACAACAUUGUGCGCUGCAUAGUUCACUCCCCCACCAACCCUGGCUUCAUGACGUGCAGCGAUGACUUCCGAGCUCGGUUCUGGUACCGGAGGUCCACCACUGACUGAGCUGGCCCCACUCCUCGGGUUCUUGUCUCAGGACUCUGCCCUCCUCCCUGUGUUCUGCCCCCGGCUGCAGAAGUGAGCAACUUGCACCAUCUGUGGCGGGUGUGUAGCCGCCUGGCUCCUGCCUUGGAUUUGUGUGUGGAAGUUCUUUUUUUACCUUGAUGUAGAAUCAUGGUGAGAAAAGUUGGAAGCAGACCUGUGCAGUUGUCCUGAUGCAGUGAUUUCAGUGUGGUCUCCAGCAGCCUGGGGAGUGCAGGACUUGGCACGGCCUUCAACUCUCGUUCUGGGAGGAGGGACAGAAUAAGGAAGUACUUCCUGGGCCUCAGGGUCACACUUGUCACCUCCUUCGCUGUCCCGCCCGCCCUCUCUGUAUUUUCUUUCCAGAUGCAUUUUGGCACAUGAGGAGGGCAACAUCUCUGAGGACCUGGGUUCCUUUUGGAACCACCUUGCAGGGAUCCCAGUCCCAUCCUGAGGUGACAUCGUCCUGGCAAUAAAGCUCAGAUCCAACCUCA
Messenger RNA from Grammomys surdaster, 1985 nucleotides. RefSeq names its product cleavage stimulation factor subunit 1 (gene Cstf1). Gene Ontology annotation, molecular function: protein binding; RNA binding. Bases 181 to 1476 code for a protein of 431 amino acids. Lineage: Eukaryota; Metazoa; Chordata; Mammalia; Rodentia; Muridae. The record is from RefSeq and is a predicted model, not a curated record. The transcript has 6 exons. Gene Ontology annotation, biological process: mRNA 3'-end processing. Gene Ontology annotation, cellular component: mRNA cleavage stimulating factor complex.